Messenger RNA from Cydia amplana, 1669 nucleotides. RefSeq names its product luciferin 4-monooxygenase-like. Lineage: Eukaryota; Metazoa; Arthropoda; Insecta; Lepidoptera; Tortricidae. Gene Ontology annotation, molecular function: long-chain fatty acid-CoA ligase activity. The transcript has 10 exons. The record is from RefSeq and is a predicted model, not a curated record. The coding region runs from base 1 to 1668 and encodes 555 amino acids. Gene Ontology annotation, biological process: fatty-acyl-CoA biosynthetic process; long-chain fatty acid metabolic process.
AUGUAUCCGAUGAAGAGAGAGAACGACUCAGUGCACUGGUUCAUGAAUGAACUCACGUCCAGGGUAGUCGCGGAGUCAGGGAUCCCCACCGACAUCCACCAUCUUGGAAAAAUCCUGCUGCGGAGUCUCAAGGAUGACCCGGGUUUCGUGUUGCAAAUUGAUGGUGCGACGGGCGAACAGGAGACCACUGGUUCAGUCCUAGAAAGGUCGGUACGCUGCGCCAUCGCUCUCAAGAACCUGGGUCUUCAGCGUGGUGACGCCAUUAUUCUCAUGGCUCCAAACCACCUCGACCUGGCCAUACCGUUCUAUGCGGCUUUUUAUCUAGGGGUCAUGGUGGCUCCUAUUGACAGGACAGCAUUGGGUGUUUAUGAACUCCAAGGCACCUUCGAAGCGAUCAGACCGAAGGCGAUCUUUUGCCAGAGCGACCGAGCCCUAGACGUACAGCUGGCCCUUAAAAAAGUGGACGCGAAACCCUUCAUAGUCACCUUUGACACUGGCAGUUCUCUGUGUAGCUUCAAACAGUUUUUAGACACGUAUGGGGAUCAAAGUCCUGUCAACGAGUUCAAGCCAACCGACUUGGACCCUGAGGACACCAUAGCUCUACUAAUCUCCACCAGCGGGACCACUGGACUACCCAAAAGCGCUGCUGCAACUCAAAAGAACUUAGUCAUCUCCAGCCCAUACCUAUGGAGUCGAUACACCCAAUUCCCAAAGCCCACAAAGAUGACGUUGAUCGUAUCGCCGCUGCAGUGGCUGACGGCGAUACUGAUGUUCCUGAUGUCUCCGAUACUGCGGUUCACGAGGCUGCAGACGUCGCUGACUGUCUCGCCGCAGCACGCGUGUCAUCUCAUCAAUACUUAUAAGCCAACCUAUAAGAUAAUUAGCCCGCCGUUUUUGAACGCUCUCUUAAGAUCGGAGGGAGGCCUACAAUGCGACUUUAGCUGUUUCGAGGCGAUCCUGGUAGGAGGAAGCGCUGUCACAGCCGAUUUAAUACAAGAGGUUAAGAAAAUAGCACCCAACACAGAGGUACUGAACGCGUUUGGGAUGAGCGAGGUAACAUCACUGUUGUUCGUAAAUGAGGGUCUGAACCCCGGCUCUGACACCGUUGGGAAGCCCAUGGGGUUAUUGCAAUACAGGUUGAUAGACACCGAAACCCAAGAGGACAUUUACGAACCAAAUAAAAACGGGGAGUUAUGGGUCAAAGGCCCCAGUAUAGUGAAGGGCUACUACAGAAACCCCGAGGCUACAGCAGAGGCGUUCACCGAAGACCGUUGGUUCAAGACGGGCGACAUCUUUUACAGGGAUGAAAACUAUAACUUUUUCUUCGUGGAUCGUAUUAAACUGAUGUUUUACUAUAUGACUUAUCGGAUUUCCCCGGUGGCGAUAGAGGCGUUAAUCCGGCAGCAUCCUGGAGUGCAAGAAGUGGCCGUGACCGGUAUACCGGACCCGACGCGCGGGGAGUUACCGGCCGCUUGCGUGGUGCGGCGGCCGGGUGGCCGCGUUACUGCUGACGAGAUCAAACAACUGGUCAAAGAAAAUCUAGCAGACGCAAAACAGUUAAGGGGAGGCGUAAUAUUUUUGGACACAAUCCCACUAACACCGACAGCGAAGAUCCAUCGGAAAAAGCUCAAAGAAAUAGCAAUGCGGUGUCAUGCCAAUGCCAGCUAGC